UGUCACCUACACUUCAUCUACGUAGAGAGAGAAAGUUCUCUGGUUCGGAUUUAAGAAAGAAAGAAGAUUGCUUGACUGAAGAACAAAUAAAUAAUACAACAAAUUGAUUCAGUUACUUCAAUCUCACUGAACCCAUUUUGAUUCUUCAUCUUCUUCAAACACCCAUUGAUGAAGAGAUUGAAAAGCUACUAUCUUCAUCUCAAACAUCCACAAACCAUGGUACGGAAAUGGAUCUUCCCAAUAUCAAUAGCAUCAAUACUCUCUCUUUUUCUACUCUUUCUCACAACCCUAACUUCCCCAGACGGUACCCCACUUCUUCCAAUCUAUCGUUCAUCACUUUCCGCUUCUGUUUUCGUUGAAUCGAAGCUACGUCCAAUUUCAAUUUCAUCGCUUCCUCCGCCGCCGAGAUUUGCAUACCUAAUCUCGGGUUCGGCCGGUGAUGGGAAAAUGUUGAAACGAACACUGUUAGCACUUUACCAUCCGAACAAUCAGUAUGUUGUUCAUCUCGAUGCGGAAUCGUCUCAGGAGGAAAGAAUGGAUCUGCAAAUGUUUGUGAAUAAUCAUCGGAUUUUUACUCAAUUUAGUAACGUUGUUAUGAUCACGAAAGCGAAUCUGGUUACUUAUCGUGGUCCGACAAUGGUGGCUAAUACCCUUCACGCGGCGGCGAUUUUGUUGAAACGUGGUGCCGAUUGGGACUGGUUUAUCAAUCUCAGCGCUUCCGAUUAUCCACUUGUUACUCAAGAUGAUCUACUUCAUACAUUCUCGUACCUGCCGCGAGAUCUCAAUUUCAUCGAUCAUACUAGCGAUAUUGGUUGGAAAGAAUUUCAGAGGGCAAAACCCAUAAUCAUCGAUCCGGGUCUGUAUAUGACAAAGAAAUCUGAUGUUUUUUGGAUUACUCAAAGAAGAAGUGUUCCAACAGCCUUUAAGCUUUUCACAGGAUCAGCUUGGAUGGCAUUAUCUCGACCAUUGAUUGAUUAUUGUAUAUGGGGUUGGGAUAAUUUACCAAGAACAGUCUUAAUGUACUAUUCAAAUUUCAUAUCAUCACCAGAAGGAUACUUUCACACUGUGAUAUGUAACGCAGAAGAAUUCAAAAACACGAGUGUAAACAGCGAUCUGCAUUUUAUAGCUUGGGACAAUCCUCCUAAACAGCACCCGCAUUACCUUACAAUGGAUGACAUGACGAAGAUGGUUGAGAGUAAUGCCCCGUUUGCGAGAAAGUUUCACGAGGAUGAGAAAGUUCUCGAUAGGAUUGAUUCUGAACUUUUGUUUCGAGGAACAGACAUGGUUGUUCCUGGUGGGUGGUGUUUGGGAAAAAGAAGGGAUGAUGGUAAUGGGAGUAGUAUUGAUCCAUGUUUGGUUGUGGGUAAUACAAGUGUUUUAAGACCGACUGAUGGUGCGAAAAGGCUUGAGAAUUUGAUUGGAUCUCUGUUGUCUAGUGAUCAGUUCAGACCUAGACAAUGCAAAUAGAUGUUCUAGGUUUGUUUUUAUUUUGUGGGUGUUGUUAGCAAAUGUUUUUACAUGUUUCUAAUUAAUUGUAUCCAUUAGUUGUAGUAGGAUUUGGUCAUUAAAUUCAAAAUUCAUUCCCC
Molecule: messenger RNA, 1586 nt
Organism: Impatiens glandulifera
Lineage: Eukaryota; Viridiplantae; Streptophyta; Magnoliopsida; Ericales; Balsaminaceae
Product: beta-glucuronosyltransferase GlcAT14B
Exons: 4
Coding region: 169-1467 (432 amino acids)
Cellular component (GO): membrane
Molecular function (GO): glucuronosyltransferase activity
Source: RefSeq, a predicted model, not a curated record